Molecule: messenger RNA, 3578 nt
Organism: Anneissia japonica
Lineage: Eukaryota; Metazoa; Echinodermata; Crinoidea; Comatulida; Comatulidae
Product: transmembrane protein 127-like
Exons: 4
Coding region: 284-1072 (262 amino acids)
Biological process (GO): negative regulation of cell population proliferation; negative regulation of TOR signaling
Cellular component (GO): membrane
Source: RefSeq, a predicted model, not a curated record
GCGCGAAACAACGACAUACACAAAAAAACACAGAAGGGAAGACUUGCCAAAAAAGUGAAAAUAAAGGAAGUGGAAUUUAUUUUAACUAUUAUAGUCUUUGUGUUUAGAAAAAUUGGCUUUCAAAAUAUGAACGUAAAAUGGAGCUAAAUAUAUUUUGCUAAAUUUACCAAAAUGCCAACUAUGCAUCAAAAUAACUGAAAGAUUAACAUAAGAAUUACUCUCCUGGAUUAUUUUGUAUUCUGAACUUUGACCCUAAAAAGUAUUGAUUUAAGAAUAAACAACCAUGCCAAGCAGCAAUAGUAACAGCACAACCCCAGCUACAACUACUACUAGUACAUCAUCAAGCUCUGGUAGGUCUCGCAGACAUCGCCAUAGAAGACAUCGUCAUCACAGACAUCGUCGCAGCAGACAAAUCCGACCAAAGAUCACAGAACGGAACUUAGUGGCAGCUAUUAUGGGCAUGGUUGUCAUUGCAUUCCUCAUUGCUGCUCUCGCGGAGCAGAAAUGGUUCCGACUCCACGGUGGCAAAUGCGACAAGGAAUACAUCGGGGCUUAUGAAUUCCUUACCCCACAUGUCGAAGAUGCACCAUCCAUGGAAUACUGUAUCACAUCGCAGGUUGUGACUAUUAUGCGACUUAAUAUCGGUUUCAUCUUCCUCUCCAUCAUCAGUAGUCUUAUUGCGUUUUUCCUUGAUACUCUCGGCCCAAUGAAACACAUUGUGAAGACAAUACGGAGGCAUUCUGUUGGAAACAUAAUCACAGUACUGUUUUGUGUAACCAUCUGUGGGUUCUGCUACUGGGUAACGACACUAAUGGAGGUGGUAUUGAAUAAUUACAAGUUAGCACAAGGAAGUAAGGUGUCUGUGUCAUACGACGUUGGAUUCUACCUGGUGGCUGGAGCCGGCUCACUAUCAGUUAUCAUCUCCGCAACAAAUCUUCUACGGCGAUACUCAGCUUUCGAGGUUGUCCCACGAGAGAGGCUGAUGGACGACUGGGACAACUUCUUGGAAGCUGAAUUGCGUGGUGCCCCGCAUUUCGAUGAGCUACCCCCGCCUCCUGCAUACACCCCUUAGCAGAUCUGGAGGUUAAACAUAUCAGACUCAGAUCAAGAAUUUAAAAGGAAUUAUGUAAUUUACAUGGACUGAAACAGAUUUUAAAUAUUUUUUUACAAUUUGCUUUAGCACUUACUCCAAAUAAUGAAAGGAAAAUUGAAUGAGAAAAUGACGGUGGUGUGUUACCCUAUUUGUAGACAAAAGUCUUUCAUAAAUUUCCAUUUAAUCAUUGUAUAGAAAAAAAAAUCUGUGUUUAUAUUACAAAUUGUUAUUUACAAAAAAGAUUUUGCUGUUUUAGCCAUACGUUGUUUUAAUUACUUAUGAUUAAACAAAUAUCAGUUAAAAUCAGUAAUAUUUGAUCUGUUUAAAGUUAUACCUUUAUUUUAAUUGAGACAUUGAUACAAUUCUUUUUAAUGAGAGCCUCAGUAAUAUAUACAAAGAUAGAUUGUUUUAAAGAAAUUAGAUGAUUGAUGCAAUAGAGUGUUGGUUUUGAAUGUAUGUGUGUAUAACUGUAAAUACUAGUAUAUUUUUUUCAUUCUGUUGUAAUACAAGAUAUUGUCAUAAGACAAAAGAGUAAACAAAGGUUGUGGUGCCCAAGCCAUACCCCCAAAAAAAGUUAAAGAUCUUGAAAGUCCAAGGUCUACUUACCGUAUUUAUUCAAAUUUAAUGCCCCUAUUUGAAUAAACACACCCCUCAAAUAGACUCCCCCUUCCAGAGCCUCAUUUGGAAUAACACCUCUUUCAAAUAACCAUCCCGGGGCAUUUAUUUUUUCCUCAAAUAAAUGCCCCCCCACACCCGAAAUGAAUACAAAAAACAAAUGGAAGCAAUAACAUUCUCGACACAUUAUGUUAAUGUUCUACUCCAGUUGAUUUAUAUUUAUUCUAACCUGGUUAGGAUCAAUAAGUCUUUAUGAUCAUGCAAUAACACAUUUGGUUGAUAAUUAGGUGUUGUACUGUAGUUCCACAUUUACAGUGAAAUUAAAAGACAUUUAUUUGAGUAUAUAUGUAUCCAUUUUUCACCAAAAAAAAACACUUCCCUUGAAUAAACGCCCCCUUAUAAACCCUUCUCAACAAAAGACGCCCCUGGGCAUUUUAUUCAAAUAUACAGUAUGCGGUAUUUGUUUUUUGUACAAAAUCUAAAGAUUUUUUUUUUACCAAGGAAACCAAAAUGGUUGUAUGGUGUUUGAAAAGGCAAUUUUCAAUCUUUAGAUAUUAAAUUUGAUACCUUAACUUUGAUAUUUUUUUUCUUGUGGUUACCAUUUUAUUAACCAAUGUUCAUUGAGAGAGUAAUGAUUGUCACUGAAUUAAGCCCGGGUCAAUAGUAAAAAACCAAACCCUGAAUUCUAAAUGUCACUGUGUUUGGGCAGCUCAACAAUUGUUUGGGCCUAAUGAAGUUAGUUUUCAUUUGCUUUUUGGUUUUUUUUUUUUUAGUUCAUUACACUAUACAUUUGUAUAUGUUUUUUAUUUAUUCAUUUAUUUUUUAUUUUCUGGCAUAUUGUCCUGCUUUAGUCAUGUGACAUAUUAUAAUAGCAAAUUAUUUGUGAGGCAGUGGUUAUUGCUACUGAUUUCUGAUUUAAUGUCCUAAUCUAAACCAUACAUAUUAAACAGCCAAUCAGAAUUCAGAAUUGAGUGGUGUAAUAAUAACCACUGCCUAUUUGUAAAGCAGAGAUGUUUUAAGAGAUCAUUUAACUAAAUUUGGAAUGAGAACUGAUUUGAUAAAAAUUCAGAAUGUUACUAUUUUGAGACAUGAUAAUCAGAAUUGUGUGGUUUAUGCUAUGAAUUAUAUGAAAUUGCAGGACAUAUACUAAAAUAUAUUUGUAUACAUAUUUUUUUAAAUAUUUACUUUUAUAACAUUUUGAAAGUUUUGACAUAAUACUUCAAAUGUUCAAGUGUACUCGCAGAGCAGGGGAUAGCACAAAUUUGAGUAUAGCUUGGUUUCCAUAAAAUCGCUACACUGUCACUAGUGUUUUCAGUUCAAUUUUUGUACUGUACUGCGUAGCCAUCCCCGACGCAAUCGGGAAGGCUCUCCGAAAUCACCGAAAUCUGUUGUCGAUAGUGUGUAGCGAUUGUAUGGAAACCAGGCUACAGUCAUCCAAUUGGGCUUAUCCAAUUGGGCUUAAAUGAAGUAAACCCAGAUAAAUGUUAGGGUAGGUCGCAUGAUCUUCCAUGAUUAAUUUGUGGUGGUAUCUAUUGACAGUAAUUUCUCCUGGAUCUGUAAAUGGGUGUUAUAAGGCAGUCAAUUUUUUUGUGUUUUUUAUACAGUUUGACAAUCCAAAGAUUACCAAAUUUUUGAGUCCCAUAUAAUAAUUUCUUAUACUUUUGUAAUUGUAAUUUCUGAAUUACAACAUUCAUAAUCCAAACUUGUACAAUAUGUUAAUAAUGCCAGGUUGUGGGACAAACUAAUGUUGAUUCUUAUUCUUAUAAUAGAACAAUACCUUGCAUAUACCCACAGAUCCUAUAUAGGAUGUGUGAUAAUAUACUGUAUAUCAUACUUAAUACUAUUACAAAAUAAAGAUUUCGUAUAUCAA